UCUUCAAUCAAAGUGACCGGCGCUGCAGCAUGGAGUUCGGCCCGCUCGACGCGCUCCUCAGCCAGAUUCACAAAAGAGCUUUCACCUGUGGCGGCGAGGAAUGGCUGCGCAGGUGUCUGGCUGAAGUAGCGCCGGUGUCUUCAUUGAGCGGACCUGCUGCGCUGGUGGAGGAGGAGGAAGGCAGCGGAGGUCACGUGAGCAUGGGAGAAGAGCUGGUAACCAGUAGGAGCCGGAGGCAGCUGAGCAGUGUGCCCUCCUUUUGUCCUGGGCCGGAGCCAGCGCCACCUGGUGGCUCCAGUGAGGUAGUGCUGCCUCCUUUCAGGAAGUCCAGGCAGAGGAGCAGUGAUGUGGAGCCCCGCAGUAGAAGAAGCAGUUCCCGUCAAGGCAUUGUGGUUCCUCCCUGCCCUGCAGCUGUAUCUUCUCUCCCUAGAGGGUCCACGAAUGCUGGUGUUCCCGUGCGGUCUUCAAGCCGGAAGAAGAGGCCCAGGAUCACCUACUCCCCGUCCAGGAGUCAAGAAGUGGCUGGGCGUCAGCGGUCUCCUCCCAGUGGGAGAAAUUCUUCGCCUUGGUUCCCAAUGCAGCAAAGGAAGGCAUCCCGUGUCCACCUUACCUCUGGAGUCUGA
This is a messenger RNA of Bufo bufo (common toad), 623 nucleotides long. Its product is annotated as splicing factor, arginine/serine-rich 19-like. Lineage: Eukaryota; Metazoa; Chordata; Amphibia; Anura; Bufonidae. Bases 30 to 623 code for a protein of 197 amino acids. The record is from RefSeq and is a predicted model, not a curated record. The transcript is spliced from 2 exons.